Sphaeramia orbicularis (orbiculate cardinalfish) is the source of this 1841-nucleotide messenger RNA. RefSeq names its product protein kinase C and casein kinase substrate in neurons protein 2-like. The coding region runs from base 183 to 1346 and encodes 387 amino acids. Gene Ontology annotation, molecular function: protein binding; phospholipid binding. NCBI's taxonomy places the organism in Eukaryota, Metazoa, Chordata, Actinopteri, Kurtiformes, Apogonidae. The record is from RefSeq and is a predicted model, not a curated record. Gene Ontology annotation, biological process: regulation of endocytosis; cytoskeleton organization; plasma membrane tubulation. The transcript has 10 exons. Gene Ontology annotation, cellular component: plasma membrane; cytoplasm; endosome.
GGGUCAGUGAGAGAGGAGAGAGGGAGAGAAGCAUGUGUUAGAGGAGGAGAGGCGCUCUGGGAGAGGGGGAGACGGACUCAGAAAUGGGAGAGAAAUCCUCAGCAGCCCUUGAACUACAGUAACAAGUGAUCACUUGAGUAAUCACGGGUGAUUCAGAGAGAAAUACAGACACUUCUCCAAAAAUGGCAAGCCUUCCCAAAGAGCCGCCUGAGGAUGCCAAGAGGCAGAGCUUCUGGAUGCCAGGGAAUUAUGUGCGUACAGUGCACAGAACAGAUCAGUCCCACCAGGCCUGCAAUGACAUUGUGGCCUGUUUCCUCGAAAGGGCCAAAGUAGAAAAACAGUACGCCCAGCAGCUGAGCCAGUGGAGCAGCAAGUGGAAGACCAUAGUGGACUCCAGGCCACUUUAUGGCUCUCUGAUGAAGGCGUGGCAGUGUUUCUUCACCUCCACCGAGCGUCUGUCUGCCCUCCACUCCUCCAUCUCCCAGUCGCUUAUUGAGGAGGAAGGGGAGCGAGUGAGGACCUGGCAGAAGGAAACCUUUCCCAAGAAGUUAUUCUGUGGGUUCAAGGAGAGCUACGACAACAACCUAAGCUUUUCACGUGCACAGAAACCCUGGUCCAAAAAGUUAACAAAGCUGGAGAAGGCCCGAGCCACCUUCCACAAAGCCUGUCAAAAGGAACAAGCAGCCAUCGACAAAGAGAGGCAGGCAAACGAAAACACCGAGAUGAGUCCGGAGAAGAAACAGAAAUUCACAGAUGCUAAAGAGAAGCUAACAGAGGAAAAAGAAAAGACUAGAGCUCGCUAUGAGAAAGUGCUGGAAGAUGUCACAUCCUACACGCCACGUUACAUGGAGGAAAUGGAAGCCAUUUUUGACCAGUCGCAGGAAGAGGAGAGGAAAAGGAUCAGCUUUUUAAAACAGGUCUUCCUCUCCAUCCACAGACAUCUUGACAUCACCAACAAUGAGAGUGUGAAGGCAGUGUACAGCGAGCUCCACAACACUCUGAUGUCCAUCAGUGACCAGGACGACCUCAAAUGGUGGAAGAACAGCCAUGGACCCGGGAUGCCCACCGACUGGCCAAAGAUCGAGGAGUGGGUUCCACCAGUGAAAAAGCUCAAGAGAAAGAAGAGAGACCAGAAAGGGAAAGAAAGCCGACCUGUGAUGAUCGGAGGCGUGAAGGUGCGAGCUCUGUACGACUACACGGGAGAGGAGGGAGAUGAGCUGUCCUUUAAAGCAGGUGAGGUGUUCCUGAAGGUGGAGGAGGAGGAUGACCAGGGCUGGUGUCGAGGCGUCUUGAGCGGAGGGAAGGAGGGCUUCUAUCCGGCCAAUUAUGUCGAAGCUGUGGAGUGAAAUCACACUGUUAAAAAUAUCAUGUUCUGAUCUUAUUUGUCACCGUGUUUAUCACCUAAUGUCUAAGAUGUUGUUACACUGAGUUUAUGUAAAAUAUAAUGUGUUCCCAGCAGUUUUUCCAAAGGCCUUAAUAUCCUAAUCUAUUCGGUUUGAGUGCUUCUGCGGGUAGAAUUAACUUAUCGAAGACAAGAAUGUACUGUUUGUGCAGGAGCUGUAUGAGUUUACUGUAUGUGUGAGUGUGUACGCUGUUUGCAUGCAUGUGUGCACGUAAAGACAAACUAAAAGAGAACAACAGAGUAUAUUUAUUUACUGACAACUUUUCCAAGAUAUUAUGAAGCUAAUAAUUAGAGACGUUUACCCUAGCACAGGUUUACAAUCAUGUGUGCAGUCCACAAGGUUAAUGUUUACUUAAUGAAUAAUGGAGAAGCUUAACUGAUGGAGCAGAUUUUCAAAAUAAAAGUGUACUUGUUUUGCCUCUAAUGCGUUGUAGCCGCU